Ectocarpus sp. CCAP 1310/34 is the source of this 1224-nucleotide messenger RNA. The record is from the annotation of a GenBank genome assembly. NCBI's taxonomy places the organism in Eukaryota, Phaeophyceae, Ectocarpales, Ectocarpaceae.
AUGCAGUGUUGGACCGCGGACGGGGCCGGGACGGGGCCGAACCGGACUAUGACUUUCGGGCGGCCAGGGGGGCCCGCGGGUGUAGGACCCGGCGGUCGAGUUGGAAGGGGUCCUGCCGGAGUCACGGCCCCCCCGGGGAUGGACAGCAUGGGCGUCGGGAGGAGGGCGCCGCAGGGCCCGCUGCCCCCGAACUACGUGUGCCGGCGGUGCUGCAAGCCGGGGCACUUCAUCCAGGACUGUCCCACCAACAACGACUCGUCGUACGACAACACCCGACUGAAGAGGGUGGUCGGCAUCCCGACCUCGAUGAUCAAGCUCUCCGACGGGGACAGGCAGGGGGGCGGCCUCGUCAACGCGUCGGGGCAACUGGUGACGAUUCGGGCCAACGACCAGGCGUUUCGUAAGCUCAAGGAGUUCGGGGGCGGGCAGUCCGUCCAGGGGCUGCUCGACCGUCUGUCGGAAUCCGCCCCCAAGCACCUCAAGUGCCCGAUCUGCAGUAAGAUUAUGUCCGACGCAGUCAUCCUGCCGUGCUGCGCCAAGAGCACGUGCGACUCGUGCGUGAGGAGGGCCCUCAACGCCUCGGCCUCGAUGUCGUGCCCGCUCUGCCAAUCCCGCGGGGUCGGUCCCGACAGCCUGCUGCCGAACGAGUCGUUGAGAGCCGGUGUGGACGAGUACCUGACCCGAGUGACCCGCGAGAGCAGGGGCAAGGCCGGGAACGAGCGAGCGGCGUCGGAGAGGCUGCAGGAAGACGCCAACCGGCAGAAGAAGCAGGAAGAGGCGUCGGCGGCGGCCGGGACGUCAUCAGCGUCGGCUGCCGCAGGCGGAGGCGGCGGUGCCGGCGGCAGCAACAAGCGAAAACGUCUUCCCCAGAAGGGUGUGGACGCGAUUCUCGACCUAGAGCCGAGAGAGGAGGAGGAGGCGGCAGACGAAGAGGAGGACGAGGAAGACCCAUUCGGCAACGACGUUUACGACGUGCAAGCGCAGCCGCUAGAGGAGGAGGAGAAGAAGGAUGGACGGGACGGAGAAGAAGAGACCAAAAAGACGGGGGACGAAGGGGGCCAGCAGCAGCAGCAGCAGCAGCAGCAGCAGCAGCAGCAGCAGCGAGGAAACGAUGCCGGCAGCAACGACAACCAGGCAAUCUCGAACCGCGACUUCGGGAAUGGGGGCGGCGGCGGGAUGGGGCCGGACGGGCGACUGUACCAGCACCAGCACCAACAGGUCUAG